AUGGCUCCCAAGGCUGCUGAGAAGAAGCCCUCGACCGCCGGCAAGGCCCCGGCUGGCAAGGCACCUGCUGAGAAGAAGGAGGCCGGCAAGAAGACUGCUGCCGCUGGCUCUGGCGACAAGAAGAAGCGCACCAAGGCCAGAAAGGAGACCUACUCUUCCUACAUCUUCAAGGUGCUCAAGCAAGUCCACCCUGACACCGGUAUCUCCAAGCGCGCCAUGUCCACCCUCAACUCCUUCGUCAACGACAUCUUCGAGCGCGUUGCCACUGAAGCCUCCAAGCUCGCCGCUUACAACAAGAAGUCCACCAUCUCCACCAGAGAGAUUCAGACCUCCGUCCGCCUCAUCCUGCCCGGUGAACUGGCCAAGCACGCCGUCUCUGAGGGCACCAAGGCCGUCACCAAGUACUCUUCCUCUGCCCGAUAA
Nannizzia gypsea CBS 118893 is the source of this 423-nucleotide messenger RNA. RefSeq names its product histone H2B. NCBI's taxonomy places the organism in Eukaryota, Fungi, Ascomycota, Eurotiomycetes, Onygenales, Arthrodermataceae. Gene Ontology annotation, molecular function: structural constituent of chromatin; DNA binding; protein heterodimerization activity. Gene Ontology annotation, biological process: nucleosome assembly. Gene Ontology annotation, cellular component: nucleosome. Bases 1 to 423 code for a protein of 140 amino acids. The transcript is spliced from 3 exons. The record is from RefSeq and is a predicted model, not a curated record.